AUGCUUGCCUCAUCAUCGUCCUCAGCGACUACCAAUGCAUCCACUGCCACUAUCUAUGCCAUUUGGGAUAGCUUCAAGAACAAACGCACAAACACAGAAUUGUACAGUGAGAAUGCAGUGGUCAUGUAUGUACCUACCUCUGUUGGUGUUCGAGGAAACACACACAUCCGCAAGUUCUUUUUGAAUCCUCAGUUCUCUGAAAAGGUCAAUUCGGUGCAGGAAAUUGUUUACAACACGGUAGCAUCCAAUAACAGAUUGAUUGAAGAGGCUACUUGGACAAUCCACUUUUAUACAGGUGUAUGCAAAUGGCUGGUGCCUCAAUUAGACGAGAGAUAUUUGAUGAAUGCAACCAUCAAGAUUCCUGUUACUACGUCAGUUGCCUUUGACAAGGCCGACAACAAGAUUGAAUCCAUUCGAUACACUUGGGAUCAGGCAUCUGUCUUGAAGCAAUUGAAGGUAAUUUCAGAGAAAGUACAAUGGCCAGUUAUUGGGGAGCAACAAAUUGAAGCACUUCGAUCUCCACAAACAAUUCGUUUAACUGGUCUAAAUGCUGAGGAGGUGAAUGUGGAUCAUCAUCAGACUCAAAAAGAGCAACAGCAAAAUCAAUUUAUGCCUGGCAGAAUUUUCGGCCCUGUUGAUCCCAAAGAUCAAGUGCGUAGCCCAGUGCGUCAUGCAGAGCCCAAUGCUCCUCCUGCUCGCAACAUAUUUACCUAUCAACCACCCACUGAACGUCCACUUGUUGCACCUACAAACAAGCUCAAUUCAUCCUUCUCCUUUACACACGAUGAUGGAAGCAGCACCAUCAACAAACUGAGCUCCACGUUAUCCAAUACAAACAUAUCGCAAUCCAAGAGCAUGCCUGCUGCUGGCAAAGUUACUCCCAAAAUCUCUCGUAACAUCAUUGGAUAA
Molecule: messenger RNA, 909 nt
Organism: Mucor velutinosus
Lineage: Eukaryota; Fungi; Mucoromycota; Mucoromycetes; Mucorales; Mucoraceae
Exons: 5
Coding region: 1-909 (302 amino acids)
Source: RefSeq, a predicted model, not a curated record